This is a messenger RNA of Aplysia californica (California sea hare), 402 nucleotides long. Its product is annotated as serine O-succinyltransferase-like. Lineage: Eukaryota; Metazoa; Mollusca; Gastropoda; Aplysiida; Aplysiidae. Gene Ontology annotation, biological process: L-homoserine metabolic process. The transcript is spliced from 5 exons. Bases 1 to 402 code for a protein of 133 amino acids. The record is from RefSeq and is a predicted model, not a curated record. Gene Ontology annotation, molecular function: homoserine O-acetyltransferase activity; L-serine O-acetyltransferase activity.
AUGAUAUCAUCAUAUAUUUCUACAAACUACAAUUACCGCAUCUCCAGGGGACCCUCUUCCAUUAAUGUGUUGACAGGAAAGCCAUAUGGCACAACGUUCCCCAUCAUCGGGGUGGUAGACAUGGUCAAUGCCAUUUUCAUGCUGCUCGACCACCUGGGCAUUGAUAAGCUUUACGGUUCCGUUGGGUCAUCUCUUGGAGGAAUGCUGUCUGUGCAGUCUGCUGUCUCCUAUCCUGAAAGAGUUGGCAGACUAAUCACCAUCUCCUCGUGCGCCCAGUCACACCCAUCCUCCAUCGCCAUGCGUUACCUACAGCGUAAAUGCAUCAUGUGCGACCCCAACUGGAACAAGGGCCACUACUAUGAUGGACCUUACCCGAAAGUUGGGAUGAAACUGGCUCGGUGA